AUGAAGGUGCAACGAGUGUUUAUCAUCAUCGCUUUUCUGGCCGUGAUGGCGUCGGUUACCAAGUCUGAAGACAACGCUCACAUCUACUGCGGCAGAAACUUGGCUAUUACACUGGCUAUGCUUUGUGAAAAUGGCAUGAUGGUGAAGAGGGCGGAGUCCUACAACGCUCUGGUGCCGCACGCCGGCUGGAUGUGGAUGCCGCCGCAGCGCGCCCGGGCCCUGGCCCGAGGCAAGAGGCAGAUCGCCUCCGAGUGCUGCGACAAGGCCUGCACCGAAGACGAACUUUUGACGUAUUGCGCCAACUAA
Molecule: messenger RNA, 306 nt
Organism: Pectinophora gossypiella (pink bollworm)
Lineage: Eukaryota; Metazoa; Arthropoda; Insecta; Lepidoptera; Gelechiidae
Product: bombyxin A-3 homolog
Exons: 1
Coding region: 1-306 (101 amino acids)
Cellular component (GO): extracellular region
Molecular function (GO): hormone activity
Source: RefSeq, a predicted model, not a curated record